This is a messenger RNA of Naegleria lovaniensis, 2238 nucleotides long. RefSeq lists its product as uncharacterized. The coding region runs from base 1 to 2238 and encodes 745 amino acids. The record is from RefSeq and is a predicted model, not a curated record. Lineage: Eukaryota; Heterolobosea; Eutetramitea; Acrasida; Naegleriidae. Gene Ontology annotation, cellular component: cytosol. The transcript is spliced from 2 exons. Gene Ontology annotation, molecular function: GTPase activity; GTP binding.
AUGCCUGGAACAAGAACCAAGAACAAGAUGGGCGGUUUGGGAAAGACCCUUCUCAAAUCAAGAAACAAGAAGAAGGAAAAAGUAUUAUCGGAUCGUCAUCAGGAAACACUUGCAGCAUCGAUACAACAAGAUCAUGAUGAAAAAGUGGGUUCCGAUGAAUUACCUAUUGAAGAAGAAAUUUUAAAAGAAGACACAGUCAUGCACAAUAUGAUUAAUAGAGGAAGAGGAAAAUUAGAAAGUAUAAUUCAAACCAAUGAUUUACAAGAUUUAAUGCUAAAUGCCAAGAUGAGUUUGAAAAGGUAUGAAAAGGAGAGUGCAACAUUUUUGAUAAAGGACGGAGAUGGCGCUCCGAAAGAGUACAAAGUUGUGGAAGCACAAAAAAACUCUGACGAUGAGGAUGAGGAUGACAUUGUCGACGAGGAAGCAUAUGCAGAAGGUACUCUCAUUCUCAAAGAAAAGACUCAGGAAGAAAUCCUCGAUCGUGUACGAGAAAUGCAAGAGCUCAAUGUUCAACUUCCAAUUCCUCGCAGACCUAGGGAAGCCUAUGAAUUAUUCAAGAAAAAUUCUGACGAUGAAGAUGAGGGCGAAGAAACAAAGAAAAAAAAGAAAAAGAAGAAAUCGAACAAUGCUAGCAAAUUACAAGCAAAAAAACAGCUCAUUCAAAUUGAAACAGAUUCAUUCUUGAGAUGGAGAAGAAGCUUGGCUGAAAUCGAGGAAAGUUACGACGCCACGUUAACACCCUACGAAAAAAAUAUUGAAGUUUGGAGACAGUUGUGGCGUGUGGUUGAGAGAAGUGACAUUGUUGUUCAAAUAGUGGACUGUCGUAAUCCCUUGCAAUUCCAAUGUGAAGAUUUGGAAAAGUACGUCAAAGAAGUUGAUCCAAAGAAGGAAAACUUUUUGUUAUUGAAUAAGGCUGACUUGUUAACGAAAAAGCAACGCUUCAAAUGGGCAUGCUAUUUUAAAAAGAAGAAGAUUAAUUUUCUCUUCUUCUCUGCCAAGAAUGAAAUUACAAAAAUUGCCAAUCGUCAAAUCACACGAGAGGAGCUUCUCAAGGAGCAACAAGAAGAAUUGGAUCAAUACGAUGUGACCAAUUAUGUUUCUCCACAAGAGAGUGACUGGACCUAUAUCUUUUCACGAUCUGAACUACUAUUUUUCUUUAAGAGUCUCAUGAAGAAUUUUAAUCCAGAGCAAAAGAAGAGUGAUACGGGACGUGUUGUGGUGGGUAUGGUGGGUUACCCUAACGUUGGUAAAAGUUCUCUCGUGAACGUGUUGUGUGGAAAAAAAAAGGUUGCAGUAGGAUCGACUCCUGGCAAAACCAAGCACUUCCAAACUCUACCCAUAGGAGACAGUGUCAUGCUUGCUGAUUGUCCUGGUCUCGUGUUCCCAUCCAUUCAAACGACGAAGGAAGAAAUGAUUGUCGAUGGUAUCUUGUCUAUUGACCAUCAAAUGAGAGAUUAUAGACCACCUAUGGAAUUGGUGUGUGGACGUAUUCCACGACGAACUUUCGAAUUGACCUAUGGUUUAACUUUCCCCAAGAUACCAGGCAAGGCCCGAAUGACCUUUGUGACCCCAGAAAAUUUAUUGAGAACGUUUUGCAAAGCCAAAGGUCUCAUGUCACAGAAUGGUGUGCCAAAUUAUCCAAUGGCUGCUCGUAGAAUCUUGAAGGACUAUGUGGAUGGUAAAAUUCUAUUCUGUCAUGCACCUCCUGAAAAUGUUCAAGUGACUGACUUGGAGGAAGGAGAUCAAUUGGUGUCCAAUAACAUGAUACACACAGAUAAUGACCAUGAAGUCAUUGUCAUUAAUCAUGACGAAGAGUUGGCCGAUGACGACGAAUACUUUACAGAAAGUGAGGAUGGCGACGAUCAAGAAGAUAACCGGCUCGAUCGAGAAGGCGAUGAGGAUGUCCUAUACAAUUCAGAUGGAGAAAUUAUUGAGAAUGAGGACGCUGACGACGAGGAUGCUCAAAGCGACUCUGCCAGUGAUGACAUGGAAUGGGAAGGAGAAAUUGAUGAUUUCAACCUUGUCAAUGUUCACACAGAAGCUCUGGAAAGAAAGAAGGAAAAGAUUAUUCAAUACAAGGGUUAUGAUCCAUUUGAAUUGGAUGAACAAACCAUCAUGGUUGAGCAGAAACCAGAAGGCAAUUCUCAAACAGGACCCAUGAAAACUCAGGAUCUUUUCGACAGCUUGACUGAAAAACAAAAAAGAAGAAAAUUCACUCACCUUAAAAAGUUCAUGUAA